Molecule: messenger RNA, 1766 nt
Organism: Momordica charantia (bitter melon)
Lineage: Eukaryota; Viridiplantae; Streptophyta; Magnoliopsida; Cucurbitales; Cucurbitaceae
Product: putative protein phosphatase 2C 60
Biological process (GO): protein dephosphorylation
Molecular function (GO): protein serine/threonine phosphatase activity; cation binding
Source: RefSeq, a predicted model, not a curated record
CCGACCGACAAAGCCAUGGCUCACCACCAUAGCCAAGCGAACAGCACAGUUCGAACCGUGGGCUACAGUUAAUUGAGUGCUUUUCAUGGUGGUUGUGGGCUGGCCAUGCGGAGGAAUGAGAAAAACAAAAGGUCAGAAAACGACUGAUUGAGAUUGACCAAAGCCUCCAUCUUGAACCAGAAAGUGAAAAUUUGUGAAACGAUUUUACCAAGAAUCUUGAUUAGAGAGAGGCGGAGACUGGAGAGCGAUUGAAUGUGCAGAAUAGCCGCAGUGGAGUUUACAUCUUUUGAGAUUUCAGAAGAUUUUUCUUAGUUUCUACUUCUACCGUCGCUGUUCGUGCCUAGUAACAUCUCGUUCUGCUGACUGAUCUCGUGAUUGAAAUGGGUAUAUACCUCAGCAAUCCCAAAACUGAAAAAUCCUCUGAAGAUGGUGGGAAUGGAAGGCUUAGAUAUGGACUAUCAUCCAUGCAAGGAUGGCGUGCCACAAUGGAAGAUGCUCAUGCUGCAUUUCCUGAUCUGGAUGCUUGCACUUCAUUCUUUGGUGUUUAUGACGGCCAUGGAGGUAAGGUGGUUGCAAAGUUCUGUGCCAAGUACCUACAUCAGCAAAUGAAGAAAAAUGAAGCUUAUGCAGCUGGAGAUAUAGGAACUUCUGUGCAGAAAGCAUUCCUCAGAAUGGAUGAAAUGAUGCGUGGACAAAGAGGUUGGAGAGAAUUAGCUGUUUUGGGUGAUAGAUUAAACAAGUUCACUGGCAUGAUAGAAGGGUUAAUCUGGUCCCCAAGAAGCAGUGAUGCAAAUGACCAGGCUGAUGAUUGGGCUUUUGAAGAGGGUCCGCACUCUGAUUUUACUGGCCCGACUUCAGGAUGUACAGCUUGUGUUGCAAUUAUUAGAAAUAAUCAACUUGUCGUUGCUAAUGCUGGUGAUUCUCGUUGUGUGAUAUCAAGAAAGGGUCAGGCUCAUAAUCUCUCCAGAGAUCACAAGCCCGACCUUGAGGCGGAGAGGGAAAGAAUUCUGAAGGCUGGUGGUUUUAUUCAUGCUGGACGAGUCAAUGGUAGCUUGAACCUUGCCAGAGCUAUUGGUGACAUGGAAUUUAAGCAGAACAAAUUUUUACCUGCUGAAAAGCAAAUUAUCACUGCAAAUCCUGAUGUAACCACUGUCGAGCUUUCCGAUGAUGACGAGUUUAUGGUUAUAGCCUGUGAUGGGAUAUGGGAUUGUAUGUCCAACCAGCAACUGGUAGAUUUUAUACAUGAACAGCUAGAAUCAGAAAGUAAACUCUCUGUGAUUUGUGAGAGAGUACUUGAUAGGUGUUUGGCACCUUCCACAGCUGGUGGUGAGGGAUGUGAUAACAUGACCAUGAUCUUGGUGCAGUUCAAGAAAGGCAUCCAUUCGAACACCUCUGCUGAUGAGCAAACUUCACCCCCCGCUGCCACCACCCCCACCGAACCAGACAGUGCUGAAUCGAAGCAAGGCGAUUAAUCGAACCAGUGACUUUGAUUAACCCCUCACUUAUGCCUUCUUCUUUCUGAGGAAGUUCACAUGCUUCUGCCCAUUUGCUGUAAAAUAUGGAUCAUGGGAUUUGUAACCAUAGAUGUUUUAGUUGAGAUUCAACAGAUCAGAUUACCAAAAUGUUCCUUUUUUCUCCGUUCUGGUGUUCUUUUUUUUUUAACCUUUGAAUGUAAAAUGACUUCAGCUACCCUAAAUCUGUACAGUUUUCUGUAGAACCAGCUAGUUCUCUWAGAAUCUUGAACAUAAAGCUUCCAUUCGAAUGAA